GCGCAGUGGUAGAGGCCAACAUGUAUCCAGUGCCUGUGGCUGGGGUCCGCGAGCUUCUUGUCACCAGCGGAUCGACAAUGGCGGCGGCUGAAGUAGCUCGGCAGAUGUCCGAAGGUGCCCGCAACCUUUCACUGUCUGGGCACGUUGGCUUUGACAGUAUGCCAGACCAGUUAGUCAACAAGUCAGUGUGUCAAGGCUUCUGCUUCAACAUUCUGUGUGUGGGUGAAACUGGUCUUGGAAAGUCCACCUUAAUGGACACCCUGUUCAACACCAGGUUCGAAGGUGACCCAGCAGUUCACAAUCAGCCAGGAGUUCACAUAAAGUCCAACAACUAUGAACUACAAGAAAGUAAUGUUCGCCUGAAGCUGUCCAUCGUAAACAGCGUGGGAUUUGGAGACCAGAUUAACAAGGAAGAAAGCUACAAGUCUAUCGUAGAGUUUAUCGAUGCUCAGUUUGAAGCCUACCUGCAGGAAGAGCUGAAGAUCAAACGCACGCUGCACAACUACCAUGACAGUCGGAUCCACGUCUGCCUGUACUUCAUCGCUCCCACUGGCCAUUCUUUAAAGUCGCUCGAUUUGGUGACCAUGAAAAAAUUGGACAGCAAGGUCAAUAUCAUCCCAAUCAUUGCUAAAGCCGAUUCCAUCUCCAAGAAUGAACUCCAGAAAUUCAAGAUCAAGAUAAUGAGUGAGCUGGUGAGCAAUGGAGUGCAGAUUUACCAGUUCCCAACAGAUGAUGAGACAGUCGCAGAGAUCAAUGGAACAAUGAAUGCACACUUGCCAUUUGCUGUAGUUGGAAGCACAGAGGAAAUAAAGAUUGGGAACAAGAUGAUGAAGGCGCGCCAGUACCCAUGGGGCACUGUGCAGGUGGAAAAUGAAAACCAUUGCGACUUUGUAAAGCUACGAGAGAUGCUAAUCCGAGUCAAUAUGGAAGAUCUUCGAGAACAGACGCAUACUCGUCACUAUGAGCUGUACCGGCGCUGCAAGCUGGAGGAGAUGGGAUUCAAGGACACGGAUCCUGAUAAUAAACCCUUCAGCUUGCAGGAAACAUAUGAGGCAAAGAGAAAUGAGUUUCUUGGGGAGCUGCAGAAGAAAGAAGAAGAGAUGAGACAGAUGUUUGUCAUGAGAGUGAAGGAGAAGGAGUCGGAACUGAAGGAAGCAGAGAAAGAGCUGCAUGAUAAAUUUGAUCGUUUAAAGAAACUUCAUCAGGAUGAAAAGAAGAAGCUAGAAGACAAGAAAAAGAGCCUGGAUGAUGAAAUUAAUGCCUUUAAACAGAGAAAGACUGCAGCUGAAUUGCUUCAGUCACAGGCCCAGCAGUCAGGGAGCCAGCAGACACUGAAACGAGAGAAGGAGCGGAAAAACUUCUUUUAAUGAGUCUUCACGGGCUGCUCUCUGGAGGAGGAGACUGCGACUUGUAGAAGAGUUAGGGACUCUUGUGCUGUGGCCGAGAUCUGUUCUUUAACUGUGAAAACUAACACUGUACUCUUAAAAGGGCAAUGUUCAGCUUGUGUGGGAUUUUUAAAAACCCUUCACAGCCCCAUUUUGUGUUUGAAAGUUAUCUUAUAAGUAGGACUAAAGGUUGUAAGAAGUUCUGUUUUUGAAUUUUGCUUGUUUAUGGAUAAAGACUGCAAUUUUUCCCUCCUGAUUUAAAUAUUUUAAAGCUUCUAUUUUUAAGUGUUCUCCAUUCUCAGAGUUCAGCAAACAUGUACUAUUCACCACUUGAGUAUAGCUGUUUAGAUUAGUUUGACAUUUUUAUUGUCUAGCUGAAUCUUUGUUGUAAAUUGAUGCUGAUGAGGGAGUGUUUUAUUGGGCUGUUUUAAUUUAGCAGUCCAGUUCUAGUUUUUGAAAAUACUUUCCCAGGCAUUUUACUUUCGCUCAUUGAAGGAGAAAGUAGGAAUCUAAGUUCAGCUAAUUGGACUUGUCAAAAGCAUCUUUGCUGCUAUCUUGUGCGUGGAUCAGAAUGAUGAGGAAAACAUAAUGGGCACAUUCUGAAAUUUUGUAUUGAAACAAAGGGCUGGGCUAAAGCCUCUGUAAAUAGCUGUACCAUGUGGUGUGAUCCUGAGCCAGACAGUGCCAGAAGGUCUGUGUCCAAUCCCUGCUCUGUGGUGAGUUGGUUGAAAUAUUGGUGGGGCAUUGUGAGUAGACGCUGAAGCUUCAGCUUCGAAGGAUAGACCAUGACAUUCAGUUCAGCGUCUUUUAAUGGAGGGCUUUUGAGAAUGUAUGUGUGGAUAGCUCUGGGUCUUAUCUACUUUGCUGAGAACUGGGCCAGCUCCAGCUUCCUGGGUGGAGUGGCUGAUGGAGUUUGGCAGUUUGAGUAUGUGAGUAUGAUGUGCUGGAAAUGAAUCCAGCCACAAGUUAUCUGCUUAAGAAGUAAGUACUGGUGAGAAACAGGCUAGGUUUAUCGGGUAGAAUAUUUUCAAUGUAGCCACACUGCAGCCCUGGCCAGAAUUCUAAAGAUCAAGUACAUGCACGCAAGUCAGUGCGUUGUUCAUAUUUCAGUAAAAGGUUGUAUGAAAGUACAUCUUGUUCUGUACCAUUCUCUAAUUUUAUUACUGAUCAAAAGUUACGGUAAUUUUUUUUCUAUUAUUCUGUGGACACCAUCCACAUGCAAUAUGGAGUUGGAUAGAUCCUUGGGAAAUUUUGUUGGGCAGGAGAGCAAAAGCAGGGAAGUGGCAUUAAUUGGAUAAGACUGGCAAAGGGCUGAACAGCCUCUCCUGCACUGUAUCAUAUGCAGGACUGAAUUCUGAUAGAGAAGUCAGUACAAAUCAAAAUCUAGUUUGAUUUGUGAAUACUAGGUAGCAUAAUAUCUUUAUUUUUGCCACGACCGUUUGGUUGACUAAUGCCCAGUCGUGGUGUUUUACUGCUUAAUUUUCAUAGCAGUGAAUCUCCUUAAGAUGAACAUGAAGCAAACUAAUUUGCCAAGGUGUGGGUGAGAUAGAAAUACAAGAGUGCAUUGGAGGGCUGAGAUUAAGGAUAUUUUCCUCUUGAAGUUCUGUGUUUACAUUGUCUAUGUACAUCAUUGUGUGCACACACGUGUGUAUGCAUCUAUAGUAGGUCCACCCCCAGUAACCACCGAGUAGAUUAUGAACGUUGGGAUGUUUUUCUACAUGUACUAUAUUUUAUCUGAACUUCCCAAAAGGUAACUGUUUAAAAAUGAAGAAAGGAAUAAAGUAUGUUUAGUAUAUAGUGGCAUUUUUCCAUAAACUUGCUAAAGAUUGUUGCUGUUAUUGGUGUUUGUGACUUUACUGUGAUUAAAGUUAGUGGCUGAAGGUCGAAAUGCUGCAGAAGUUGGACUUUGCCUUGUUAAUAUUUCAUAUAUUGCUGUCUUUAAAAAUAACCCUUUGUCUUUCUUGCUGCCCUCUGUGUAAAUAUUGCACUUGUCUGAAUUCCAUUUGCUUUGAGCUGCUAUUACCUAUUUAUUUAUUUCUCUGCUUCUUGCCCUCAUUUCAGUGAGGAAAUGCCUGGGCAAUGUAUACCUCAUGGCAAGAUUUUAUUUAUAGGUCUUUCCUCGUUGACCCAUUAUACAAUUUUUUUUUAACUUUGCUAUCAUUGCUGUAAAUUUUCAAUAAAAU
Messenger RNA from Hemiscyllium ocellatum (epaulette shark), 3568 nucleotides. It is a transcript of the gene septin6, whose product is annotated as septin 6. Gene Ontology annotation, biological process: cilium assembly; cytoskeleton-dependent cytokinesis. The coding region runs from base 21 to 1367 and encodes 448 amino acids. NCBI's taxonomy places the organism in Eukaryota, Metazoa, Chordata, Chondrichthyes, Orectolobiformes, Hemiscylliidae. The transcript has 10 exons. Gene Ontology annotation, cellular component: cell division site; septin ring; septin complex. Gene Ontology annotation, molecular function: GTP binding; molecular adaptor activity; GTPase activity. The record is from RefSeq and is a predicted model, not a curated record.